Meira miltonrushii is the source of this 1126-nucleotide messenger RNA. Its product is annotated as chorismate mutase. Gene Ontology annotation, molecular function: chorismate mutase activity. The coding region runs from base 128 to 979 and encodes 283 amino acids. The transcript has 2 exons. The record is from RefSeq and is a predicted model, not a curated record. Gene Ontology annotation, biological process: chorismate metabolic process; aromatic amino acid biosynthetic process. Gene Ontology annotation, cellular component: cytoplasm. Lineage: Eukaryota; Fungi; Basidiomycota; Exobasidiomycetes; Exobasidiales; Brachybasidiaceae.
UCCAAAUGACGAAAUUAAGGCGUACUCAACUCCGAACGGACCCCGCAGGGAGAGAUAAUUGCAUUUCUCAAUGCCAGCAUUCAUCCACCUUUAACCAUUCCAACCAUCCCAAAAGACAAGGUCAAAGAUGGCACCGAUCAAAGAAGUAGCACGUUCAGAAGAACAAGCUCUUUCACUCAACUAUAUCCGCACAAUCUUACAACGAUUAGAAGAUACGAUUUUAUUUCAACUUAUCGAAAGAGGACAAAAUGCACAUAACGCAGUAAUGUACGAGCCAGGAGCGAUUCCGGCUUUGAAAGAGAAAGAAGGUUGGGAAAGAUCUUGGGUGGAAUGGUUCUUAAAAGAGACCGAAAGUUCACAUAGCAAAUUACGUAGAUGGCAAGCACCUGACGAAUACCCUUUUACUGAUGUCAAACUAUUGCCUGCUCCCAUCUUGCCGCCGAUCGAGUAUCCCAAAGUACUUUAUGAACCCGCAAUCGUCAAUGUGAACGAUAAAAUCUACUCUCACUAUAAGGAUCAUUUGGUGCCCGCUCUCACUAAGAGAUUUGGACAAGACUCCGACGAUGGAGAAUAUGGAAGUGCUGCUGUUCGUGAUGUAGAUGCUCUAGCAGCAUUGUCUAAACGUAUUCAUUUUGGUAUGUUUGUUUCUGAAUCCAAAUUCCGAUCGGAUACGCCUACAUUUGUAGAUGCGAUUCAGAAGCGGGAUACGAAAAAGCUCGAAGCUUUGAUCACUAAACCCGAAGUGGAAGCUGCUUUGCUUGUUAGAUUGGAAGGUAAAGCAAAGGUUUAUGGACAAGAUUUGAAUAGCUCUAUACCCGAAAAGGAUCUCAAGAUCGAUCCAGACGUUGCUGUUCAACUUUACAGAGACUUUGUCAUCCCUCUAACAAAGGUCGUUGAGGUGGAUUAUUUGCUAAAAAGACUUGAUGGGCUUACUGAUGAGCAUAUCCAAGCGCUCAAAUCUGGACAGGUUUCCAAAUAAUUUAACUCAAUAAGACAUGAUUCUCCUUCUUGGUCAUAAUGUAUCUAUACAAGGUCUCAUAUAAUAUUACAAGGAUGCGAGUUAAGCUUUACCCUUACUGAGAUUCGACUUCUCUGUGUAGCUUUUGCAUCUCGUCGUCUUUAGCUU